Molecule: messenger RNA, 825 nt
Organism: Cydia amplana
Lineage: Eukaryota; Metazoa; Arthropoda; Insecta; Lepidoptera; Tortricidae
Gene: RabX1
Product: ras-related protein Rab-31
Exons: 6
Coding region: 142-825 (227 amino acids)
Cellular component (GO): endosome; Golgi apparatus
Molecular function (GO): GTP binding; GTPase activity
Source: RefSeq, a predicted model, not a curated record
AAACUUCAUAGUGAACAUGUAUUGUUAUUUUUGCAUGUUUUUGUAAAGUUUAUACUUUUAGAUAUGCUUUAUCCUGUUAACAAUGAUGUGAUAAUCAAAACCGAGUGCCUAUGAAACUUUGUAGUGUUAAAUAUAGCUAGAAUGAAAGUGGUUGAAGCAAAAAUAGUGGUACUAGGAUCACAAGGUGUCGGCAAAACAAGCCUUGUGGUCCGCUACAUUGGAAAGAUGUUUUCCAAACACAUCUCGCCCACCAUCGGGGCAUCAUUCUUCACAUGCAACAUCAAUGUUGACGGAGCCAGAGUUAAACUACAGGUGUGGGACACAGCGGGACAGGAACGGUUCCGAUCAAUGGCGCCCAUGUAUUACCGUAACGCCAACGCCGCGCUACUAGUCUACGACAUCACUAGCGUUGGUAGCUUCACUGCGAUUAAAACGUGGGUCAAAGAGCUACAAAGCAAUGUACCAGAACCGAUGGCGCUCGCCCUCGUAGGCAACAAGUGCGACUUGCACGAGUCCCGCGCGGUCCCGUACUCCGAAGCUAAGCAGUACGCGGCUUCCAUCGGGGCGCAGUAUUGUGAGACCUCGGCCCUGCACGACCAGGGCAUCGACCACGUGUUCCUGAGCACGGCUACAGCGCUACUGCACAUGUCGACCACAACCUUGAGCGCUUCGCUACGCUCUUACGACUCGGCAGAGGGCGACACCGAUAGGGUACCCACAGGUGAUCCCACAGAAGACCCGGCCACACACACGGGCAAAGUGGAGCUCCCAGCGUGGAGCAUCGACAGCAUCGCCCACGGGGAACCCGCCAGAAUGUGUUGUUAA